AUGAGCUCGGCUCGCGAUAUUGAGGCGUGGAAUCUUUGCUUCGAUUUCACGCUCACAAACGCACCUCAUGUCUCCGGAGGCCACGAACCGACCGCAGAAACGCGUCCGAUUGUCCCGCGCGUGCAACAAAUGUCGAUCUCGGAAGCGAUCGACCCGCCAGAGCCAAGUCCCGACGUAAUCAUUAAUAGAGCGGAAAACCGUAACGUGCAUCACGCAGAGAAGCCUCCGACGGUUGGAGCUAAUGUGCCCUCGAUAUCAGCGGACAAUGGCCAGAGUCCUGGAUUUGCUGUGAAUACCGUGAGCGCCACUGAACGAAAAUAUAUGGGCUCGACCAGUCUGCAAGUCUUCUCGCAAUGGCUGGAUAUGACCUUUCACGUGUUACCCGCAGGCCUCACAAGCUCUUUCCAGCAUGGCAUGCGGUUUUGUGAGGAGAUGGAUCUUCCUGAAGACCUCCACAUGCCUCCAAUCCCUGCUGAGUGGCACAAAUACAUCAAUGCGUUCUUCACUGGUGUCGGGAAGGUGUUUCCAAUCGUGUCUAAGGAGACUAUAAAUUCAUGUGCGCAGUACAUGUGCCAGCAGGAUCCCAGAUCCUUGCCGAGUCGUCAAAGACCACUUAUCGCGUCAGUUUAUGCUUGCUUAGCUGUCGGCGCCGAUUCCCUAGGAUCUACUGCUCAAGGACUCGAUUAUGCCACAGCAGCAUACUCGCUGUAUGCCUACCUCGUUGCCCGGCCUUAUUUACAGUCCGCGCAAGCUCUGCUUCUCAUUUGCUUGGCAUUACGGGGUCGUAACAAGGAUGGCGCAGGUUCGCAAGCUCUAGGACAAGCCAUUCGUAUACUGCAUACUCUUGGCCUCCACCGAAGAUUAAGUGGCUACGGCAGCCUGAAUGGGGAGCAAACCGAAGCUGUAAGGUUGGGUGUUUAUACUUGGUGGAGUGCCUACUGUCUUGAUCGCAUCAUGAGUCUUGAAAGUGGUCGUCCUCCACUGGUCCAGGACGAAGACAUAGACCAGGUCAGAGUCCUGCAGCCAAGCGGGGUCCAGGAUCUCGAGCCUUUGCAAGCUUUGCUCGACCUAGGGACUAUACAAGGCAGUAUAUGCAGACAUUUAGCAACCAUAAAGCUCCCGACUAUUGCAGCGGUACUCGAUGCUCAGUCCCGCUUGGAUCAGUCUCUACUCAAAUGGCAAGGAGCCCUACCCCACGAUUUGCGUUGCGACGGAGACAUCACAAUCAACGGUAUGAACCUGGCUGUUCCUAGAGCUUUCUUAGCCAUACAAUUUCACACAACGAUGAUCAACCUCCAUAGAGCGGCACUCCUCAUGGACAAGGAUAUCCAUCAGACCAAUCUCGCUCGCUACAAUCUAAGCUCAAAUCGCUUAGCUUCUAGUGAAUCGAUUUGCGCCAACUCUUCUCGAGCUAUCAUUACGGCAUUCCUGCAGGUCAGGGACAUUACACGACAUUCCAGACUUCAGACGAUGACUGGACCACUUAUGGCUAUCUAUGUACUGUCCAUCAACACGCUCAAGAAUCCGACUUCCUGGUCUGCACGAUCUGAUGUUGGUCUGAUCUAUUCCGCUGCGGAAGCCGUCGAACAAGUGUACACAGCUGAUGGUCAAGACCCUGCGUUUUACACACUUUUGAAGACGCUGAAGCAACUUGCGUCUCAAGACACCUUGUCACCGAAAGGCCUGACCAAUUCCAGAGCGCCAACAAGGAGGACUUCGCCGCAAACCAAUCAGUCGCGUACGGGACCAUCGUCGGAAUCAAUCAAUCGAGGUUAUGAGAUGAAUGGUGUGCAGCUAAAUCAUAUGCUUGAUCAUAAUCUUUCGGAUGAGUGGGACACACUUUUUCCACGACUAUACGUGGGCGACUUUGCUCUGGACGCUGAAGCAUUUGAAGGCAUGGAUAUAGAACACCUCAUGGGUAUACCUCAUCUGGCUUUCGACGAGCCUCAUUGA
Aureobasidium subglaciale EXF-2481 is the source of this 1953-nucleotide messenger RNA. RefSeq lists its product as uncharacterized. The record is from RefSeq and is a predicted model, not a curated record. Lineage: Eukaryota; Fungi; Ascomycota; Dothideomycetes; Dothideales; Saccotheciaceae. Gene Ontology annotation, biological process: DNA-templated transcription. Gene Ontology annotation, molecular function: DNA binding; zinc ion binding. The coding region runs from base 1 to 1953 and encodes 650 amino acids. The transcript is spliced from 2 exons.